AUGAGCGCCCCUCGUUUUCUACUCAUCAGCCUGGGAAAUCCAGAGCCACACUACAACACCCUUCACUCCGCUGGUCACCAUGCUCUCAACUCUCUACAAAAACUCCUGGGUCCCUCUCAACCCGCCUUCCAUAGAGGCCGCUUCGGUGGCAGCUCCUGCCUGGCCUCAAUCGGGCCCAAAUACGCAAUGAUCCAGAGCCCCUCCGUCAUGAAUGUAACCGGGAAAUGGUUGGCAAAAGCAUGGAAGGAAACCCUCGGCACCCGGAACCCAGCAGACCUGAGUCUCAUCCUUGUCCACGACGACCUGGAAGAGGACCUGGGCUUCGUCAAAACAAGAAAGUGGAAGAGCAGUCACAGAGGCCACAAUGGUAUCAAGAGCGUCAACAACUGUCUCCGCGAGGCAGAUUACCCAGAGUCAAAAUGGGCGAGGAUAGCAGUUGGCAUUGGACGGCCCGAUCAGCGCGAUCACUCUACGGUAUCUAACUACGUCCUGAAGCGCAUGACCAAGGACCAAUGGUCUGCCCUCGAAACCAACGGAGGCCCUGGCGUGCUUGAGUGCCUUCUCGCAUUCGAGGAGAAGCUUGACGCUGCAGCGGGGAAGUGA
Messenger RNA from Colletotrichum abscissum, 603 nucleotides. Its product is annotated as peptidyl-tRNA hydrolase. Gene Ontology annotation, molecular function: peptidyl-tRNA hydrolase activity. The transcript has a single exon. The record is from RefSeq and is a predicted model, not a curated record. Lineage: Eukaryota; Fungi; Ascomycota; Sordariomycetes; Glomerellales; Glomerellaceae. The coding region runs from base 1 to 603 and encodes 200 amino acids.